UUCCUCAGCGAGAACCAAUACGCUGAUGCGAUCGUUGGAGGCAUUACGGUCCGAGCAGUUGGUAAUCGGUAGGGCGUUGACAUUGGUCGAAGAGGUGAUGCGUGUGUGACGUUUGCUGACUUUGCGGUCGUACGGUCGGUCGCUUCCCGUCGUCGAUAAUAAUACAGCCGAACCUGUUAUGAACUGAUCGCGAGAAACAUGUCAAUUAAUCUGACGAAAAACAAAGAUGCCUUAGUGGCCGCUUGGCACAGCGUGGUCGACGAUAAGUCGUCUACUAACUGGGCUGUGUUCGGAUAUGAAGGACAGACAAAUAACUUAAAAGUAGUUGGGACAGGAGAUGGAGGAUUGGAAGAGAUGAUCGAUCAAUUGAGCAGUAGUUACAUUAUGUACGCAUUUUGCAAAGUUAUCGAUACUAAAACAAGUUUACCAAAGUGUUUGCUCAUUAAUUGGCAAGGGGAAGGCGCUCCAAUUGUUAGGAAAGGAACAUGCGCGAAUCAUAUCAGAGAUGUGGAACGGCUGUUGAAGGGUGCUCACAUAACGAUAACUGCGCGCUCCGAGGAUGACGUGGAAGUAGAUGCGAUCAUGGAGAAACUCGCGCGUGCAACAGCUUCUGCGUAUAAAUUCAAUGAGCCUCGUGGUGACAAUGAAGGGCACACGGGUCCUAUUGGAACAACAUAUCGCAGAGUGAUCCCCGAACAGGAGAUAAACGCAACGGAGAGAGACCAGUUUUGGCAGAAGGAGGAGAUGGAGGAGAAAAAGAGACUGGAGCAGGAACGAAUUCGUUGCGAGCAGGAACGACAGAGGCUAGAACGGGAAAUUAGAACUCGGGAGGAGAAGGAGACGCAACUGAGGGAGCAACAGGUAACCGCCAAGGAACACACGAUCGCGCGGCAAAAGCUGGCGGAGCAACGUGCCGAGGAGGCGAACAACUUGCGCAAUCAAUUGGCGGCGAGUCAGAACUACAGCAACGACGUCGAGGACGACCACAAGUCACGGAGCGAAGAGUUGCGAAGGCAGAGGAGCAAAGAGACGCAGCAGUUGAUCGCUCAAAGGACGAUAAACGCCAGAGCCGUGUUCGAGCAGAACUCGGCGGCCGGUCAGAUGAAGACGACGUCGGUCCAACAAUUUCUACCCAAGAGCAAUCACGUGGAGUCCGUGAGGAAAGCGUUGGAGGAGGCUCAGAUAAAGGAGCAACAGUCUCUGGACGCCAAGUCUCGCGAGGAGACGCCGGCCGAGACGAGGAAACCCGCCGAGACGGUGACCGCCUCGUCCGCAGUACUUCAGUCGCAAACCUCUGCCAGCCAAGAGGCGAAAGCGAGCAAUCCUCAAGCGGAACCUACGCAAGCCGCCGAGAUCAAGGAGGAAGCCGUCGAGAACGAGUUGUACAAUCCGUUGGACGGCCCUUAUCUGUACUUCGACCCGAAUAACGAGGGUAUGAAGGCCAGAGCGUUGUACGAUUAUCAAGCCGCGGACGACACGGAGAUCACUUUCGAUCCGGGUGACAUAAUCACCCACAUAGACGCCAUCGACGAAGGCUGGUGGCAAGGGCUCGGUCCCGACGGCACUUACGGACUCUUUCCCGCUAAUUACGNAGGUAUCUUUUAA
This is a messenger RNA of Dinoponera quadriceps, 1605 nucleotides long. RefSeq names its product drebrin-like protein (gene Abp1). Gene Ontology annotation, molecular function: actin filament binding. The coding region runs from base 199 to 1605 and encodes 468 amino acids. Gene Ontology annotation, cellular component: cortical actin cytoskeleton; postsynaptic density; plasma membrane. The record is from RefSeq and is a predicted model, not a curated record. NCBI's taxonomy places the organism in Eukaryota, Metazoa, Arthropoda, Insecta, Hymenoptera, Formicidae. Gene Ontology annotation, biological process: regulation of actin filament polymerization; positive regulation of dendritic spine morphogenesis; positive regulation of axon extension. The transcript is spliced from 5 exons.